Molecule: messenger RNA, 483 nt
Organism: Dimorphilus gyrociliatus
Lineage: Eukaryota; Metazoa; Annelida; Polychaeta; Dinophilidae
Source: the annotation of a GenBank genome assembly
GGAAACGCGUUGACAGCUUCCUUUUCCGAUAUCCAUUUUGGAAGUGUAUUGUUCUCGUAAGAGCUAAGGCCAAAAUCGGCGACUUACACAGAUUUACUUAUUAAUCGUUAAGUUACAGCAACAAAAAACGAAAGAUUAACAGUUAUGGCUUCUAAUAACGAACUUGCGUGUGUAUAUGCCUCUUUAAUCUUGGCUGAUGAUGGUGUUACUAUCACGGCUGAUAAGAUCCAGGCUGUUUUGAAAGCCGCUGGUGUCUCUGUCGAACCCAUUUGGAUCAACUUGUUUGCUAAAGCUCUAGGAGAUUUGGACAUCAAAGAAUUAGUAGCUAAAGUUGGAAGUUCAGCCGGUUCUGCCCCUGCUGCUGCUGCCCCAGCUGCUGCUAGUGGUGCUGACGCUGGAGCUGCCGAAUCCAAAAAGGAAGAGAAAAAGGAAGAGUCCGAAAGUGAAGAUGAUGAUAUGGGAUUCGGUAAGCAUUGGUUUUAG